GUGGGCGUUAUGGGAUUGAGAGGGUGUUCCCGCUAUAAGAGGGCACCGCUACCCAGCGCUGAGCGCAUCAUUUACGCAUCACCAGACCAAGCUGUAGAGGUACAUGGAAUUCUAUCUCUCUUCAUCAAUCAAGAAUUCACUGCACACAGACUGACUUGCCAUAAAGAAAUGGAUUUUACUGCACUUUUUGGAGACCAAGAUCAAUGUAAAGACGUGAGGAAUGACAAUGGACUUUCAUCACCCGAACCUGAGAGAAGCGGGUUUACAGAGGGCCAAAGGAAACGCAAAAGAACCAUCUUCAGCCGCGCCCAAUUGUCUGAGUUAGAACAAGCUUUCGCUCUGACGCCGUACCCAGACAUCACUCUCCGUGAACGCUUGGCCGCACAUACGCAUCUACCUGAAAGCAAGAUACAGGUGUGGUUCCAAAACAGACGGGCAAGAAGUAUCAAGAGUGGAAGACUCACCAAAUCAACUAAGACUACUUUUGGAAGAGGUGCAACAUGCCAACCUCGCCCAAUGGUCCCCUCCCCUGGUCCCUCCUUCACCCCAACCACAAUGGGGGAGAUGUUCCGACCAGACCAGAUUCAGUGUGAUGAUGGUCAGCAGUUCUACUCUGACUGGAUCCGUCUCUACAGCAACCCUGUGUCUCAUCAGCCUACACCGGUCUCCCCAAACCUGGCAGAAUCCCUACUGUGGGAGGAAGACCGCCGAUCUCACCUGGGAUCUCUUGCUACUACCACUGCACCCAUUGGAAGGCAAGCACACUCCUCACGGCCAUUCCGGGAUGGGUUCAACCAGCCCUGUGUGGGGACCUCAGGGUAUAGGAACUUUAAUCCACAGACUCUAGCUGAGUCACAGGCCAGAUAUGGUCAUCAAACCUCAGUGGACCAGGUUGUCCCUUCCCAUCCACAGCAGAUGUACUGGGAUGUGACUCAAGGACAGGGUCAUCAUACUCAGGUGGGCCCCCAGACCUCAAUCGGAUACAUUUCGGACCUGAUCUAUAAUGCUGCUAUUGUCACCAACUUCCUGGAGUUCUAAUGUCCUGCCCCUGCUUACCUAUAGCCUGGUGGUCCCAGCUCUGGUGGUGCUGUCUUGCCAGGAGGCAAGACAGCACAAACCGAUGUGGGAUCACUAGGCUAUAACACUUGCCCAAUACAGUGUAUUCUGAAAG
Coregonus clupeaformis (lake whitefish) is the source of this 1171-nucleotide messenger RNA. RefSeq names its product SEBOX homeobox (gene sebox). The record is from RefSeq and is a predicted model, not a curated record. NCBI's taxonomy places the organism in Eukaryota, Metazoa, Chordata, Actinopteri, Salmoniformes, Salmonidae. The transcript has 3 exons. The coding region runs from base 10 to 1038 and encodes 342 amino acids. Gene Ontology annotation, molecular function: DNA binding.